AUGACCAAUCUGUACACAGCUUGUUGUUUGGUGCUCUGGUGUGCAGCGUCAGCGUUGGCUCAACAGCAGCCAACGAUAUCGUAUAUAUCUCAGCCAAAAACUGUCAGCAUCGGAGAUACCGUCGACCUUGACUGCUCCGUGCAGUACGCGUACGAUUUCCCCGUUUUAUGGGUGAAGGUGAAGAAUGAUGAUGUCAUGUUCAUUUCAACGGGAUCGUCCCAAAUCGUGCCCGAUCAAAGAUUUUCGAUUCGACACGACGCCACAACUUCAUCAUACACUUUACAAAUCACGAAACUGCAGGAGACUGACGGCGGCAUCUACCAAUGUAGAGUCAUCCUGGGCCAGGUCUCUAUCCUCACGAAAGACGUGCGACUUUUUGUCCGAGUCCCGCCGGUAAUAUCGGACAACUCGACGCGUUCAAUAAUUACAUCCACGGGGAAAAAUGCGACGUUGGAGUGUUUUGCCCGAGGGCAGCCGAAACCACGAAUCAGUUGGAGGAGGGAAAACAAUAAUCUUCUCCCCACCGGAGGUUCCGUCUAUCGCGGCAACGUCCUCCACAUUUUCAAUGUGACCAAGAACGACCGAGGCAUCUAUUACUGCAUCGCCGAGAACCAAGUAGGGAAAGGCGCGCGUAAGAACAUUGGCGUCGAAGUCGAGUUCCCGCCGGUGGUCGUCGCUGACCGAAGGCACUACUCGCAAGCGAUCAAUUAUCCCGUGGAAUUCCAAUGCCAAAUCGAAGCCUAUCCGACGCCGAGUGUAGUUUGGCUCAAAGAUGGUUAUCAACUCCACACGAAUCAGCAUUACAAGAUAUCCAUAAUGAACUCGGGCCAUGAGUUGACUACCACAAUGCUCCGGGUACACGCCGUCGAACGAUCUCAACUCGGCAACUACACGUGCAGAGCCAUAAACAAACUUGGCACUUCCGAGAAGAUUAUGACGCUGGUCGAAAGCGAUUCCGUGGUUUGUCCUCCAGCUUGUGACUCUCAGUACCUCUCCGGUAGCAGCAGCAUCAGAGCUGCGGUCACGCUUCUGGCUGUAGGAUUACUCUGUACACGUACAGUUCCAUGAAGACUCGACGCGGCGUUUAUUGUCCCUAAGGGCAGCUACACGUCAUGAGCGCACGAUGACUGUAGUAACUUGUAAAUAGAAAAUUAUCUGACGAGAUAUGAAUGCUGGAGAAACUGAACGAGUCGUGCGUCGCUCCAAACCCGGGUCUUGACUUUUCGUCGGAUGUGUAGAUGAUUCGUAGGGGUGACCUCGGGUUUCUCUUCGCGCUACGGAACACGAUGAAUACCUUAUCGUGGUUCGGAACUCAAUUCUUCUCGGCUGUCGAGAACA
Molecule: messenger RNA, 1338 nt
Organism: Galendromus occidentalis (western predatory mite)
Lineage: Eukaryota; Metazoa; Arthropoda; Arachnida; Mesostigmata; Phytoseiidae
Product: lachesin
Exons: 6
Coding region: 1-1068 (355 amino acids)
Cellular component (GO): neuron projection
Source: RefSeq, a predicted model, not a curated record